AAGUGAGUGAUGCAGCACACUCACACAGUCGUGCGUGAGGAAGCGAGAAUCUUUGCUGAGGUCGUUUUGUGAUUGAUUUAUGUCGUUCAACAAAUAUUCAAAUCAUGAAGAGGGGCCAGGGAGUGAGAAAAAGAUUGCCACCAGAGAAGGCAGAAGCCCCUGAAACUUCUGAUGAGGAGAUACUUGCAGAGGUGCACCAACUCUUCAGCAAGGUUAGAGGGUAUGUUCCCCCCUCUGGAGGACAGUGGACCUUGCCAGACCCAAAUGUGGUGCUCUGUGAUCCUCCUGUAAGUCACCCACGUUUGCAAGCUCUGAAACAAUCACUUAAUGAGGUGAAGAAUCAACUCAGUGAUAAAGACCUCUCGAUAUGGCACCAGCAUACUUGUUCCACCAACCGAGCAGGUACCAUUACAGCCCAUCUUCGCUCCACUGCCAAUGCAGAACUCUGCACACAGGCUUGGGCCAAGUUCUACGAGAUCUUAGGCUCUUUUAAACUUUUACCUGACAGUGCAUUAAUGAGUGGUGAGUUGAACUCCAUACACCUCUGUGAAGCUCCUGGAGCCUUCAUAUCAGCUCUGAAUCACUUCCUUAAGACGAGCGGCUUGCACUGUGACUGGAACUGGAUUGCAAACACACUAAAUCCAUACUACGAAGCCAACGGACGUGGUUGCACUAUAACGGAUGACAGAUUAAUUGUACACACUCUGCCUUGGUGGUUCUUUGGAUCUGACAACACAGGUGACAUAAUGCUUCAGAAGCAUCUGCUGGAGCUACCGAGAUUUGUCAGUAACAUGCGCAGUGUAGAUUUGGUUACGGCAGAUGGAAGCUUUGACUGUCAGGGUGACCCAGGGGAGCAGGAGAGCUUAGUUGCUCCGCUACAAUAUUGUGAAGCAGUUUGUGCACUGCUGCUGUUGGGGACCGGCGGCUCAUUUGUUCUGAAGAUGUUCACGCUAUUUGAACACUCAUCAGUCUGUCUACUCUAUCUCCUUGCUUGCUGCUUCCGUUCCGUGAAUGUCUUCAAGCCAGGCACCAGCAAAUCUGGAAAUUCAGAACUUUAUGUUGUGUGUUUGGACUAUCAGGCCAAAGAAUCAAUACGGCCAUUGCUCUCAAAGUUAAUCCGUAAUUAUGGACCAGACUUGGCAUCCACAACAGCGCUCUUUACACAUCGCUGCAUUCCACACUCAUUUCUCAGUCAACAUGAAGAAAUAUGCAGUUUUUUCCAUGCAUUGCAAGUUCACACAAUUCAGGAGAAUCUCAGGCUUUUUGCAUGUAUGAGUGUAGAACAGCGCAGGCAAUUGGACCAGCUCAGGGUGUGUGCUGCCGAGUUUUAUACGAAACGCUUCAAUGUCCAAUUUCUUCCUCGAAAGAACUGGGUUUGCCGCGGUGGGGUGGCCGGAUGGGUAAAGCCGUAUGAGCGAAAGCAAAUGGGCUCUUUCAAUCAGCGCAAGGAGAUGCAGCUUCAGGGAUGGAAGCAGCGACUUGCCCAAGGAACUUAUGGGGCGUUUAUAGAGGGGCAUCUUGUGGGGACAGAAGGAUGUGAGAUUGUACUUAGUGGCCCAUUGAAUGAGUGUGAUUUGGGAGCCUGGUUUGUCCUCGAAGGAGCUGCCUUGCCAAAAGUGUGUAGUUCCACCUUCUGUGAUCAAGAAUUGCUAGACUUCCUGAAUGAAGCCCUAGAGAAGAACCCGAAGGGAAAAGCAGCUGUGCCAGCAUGUAGGUCCUGCAGCACAUACUCCCCUGUAGACAUCUUAUCUGAGAUAUGCAGCCAUCCUGAUGUCACAUCAUGUUUGGUGCUGGGAAGCCGGUCUUGGUGUGACAUCACACUUGUAAGAGUAACGAUUCAGCCAGAAUUCUUGCAAGGACCCUCAUAUUGUGAAGUGCAAGACUCCACAUUGCACGAUGGACAACCAGACUGUCAACUUGAGCUUCUGAACAGUUUGCUUUGUGCUCUGCAGAAGCAGCAUCAUGGUUCAGCCCUGGUGAUUCCUUUAUGUUCCGCCUUAACGCGCUUCACUGCUGGCCUGGUUUUCACACUCCACCUGUGCUUCCAUUACAUCACAUUCCGUUGCUCAUCUGGUUGGCCCCCUGCUGCACUUCUGUGUAUGGGAUUCUCUCGGCCUUCAGCCCUACCCCAGCUUCUGGACAUCCUUCAGGACGUGAUGGAGAAGAUGAAGAGAAUUAAACUUGAACAGGGGAGGCAGCUCCUGCAGUUUGUACCUUUGGAAGAACUUCUCAGAGGUCCAUUACCUCGCUUCUUGUCCUCCUUCAAUACUACUGUUGUUCGACAGCAGCUGCAUGUGCUAAUGCAGACUGAAUAGAGCACAUAACUCUAUUCCUUAUAGUAUAAAUGGAUGCUAUGGAAGAACAUUUCAGUUAAAAAAUAUUUGAGUGUUAUCGAGCCUCAGUUUACCUCUGAUGUCAUAACCCCAGUUUGCCAUUGCCACAGAGGAUAUUUACAUUUGGAACACAAAAUUAUUUUGAUGGUGAUAAUGUUUUAUGGAUUAUACUGGUAGAUAACAGCUUACUUUUAUUUUGAAUAUGCAGCAAAUGACUAUAGAGGUGAUGUUUUAUUUAACAUGGUGUGUCCAAAGUGUUUCUUUUAAUAUUUAUGUUUCAAUCUCUUUAUUUUAUCACUUGAAAUAAUAUAAGUUGCCUUGAUCAUC
Molecule: messenger RNA, 2660 nt
Organism: Myxocyprinus asiaticus (Chinese sucker)
Lineage: Eukaryota; Metazoa; Chordata; Actinopteri; Cypriniformes; Catostomidae
Product: cap-specific mRNA (nucleoside-2'-O-)-methyltransferase 2-like
Exons: 2
Coding region: 105-2315 (736 amino acids)
Biological process (GO): 7-methylguanosine mRNA capping
Cellular component (GO): cytoplasm; nucleus
Molecular function (GO): methyltransferase cap1 activity
Source: RefSeq, a predicted model, not a curated record